AUGGCCCACAUGAUAAUGGCUCGCUGCCACAUGGGUCUGCUCAAGGAUCGCUUGACCAAACUACACUCGGAUCCCAGCAAAGAUGAGGAGGAACACCAGGAGGAUCUGAAUAGAUGCAUCCAUGACCACUGCGUGAUACUGGACUAUGUGAAUCUUCUGCGACCCGUCUACUCGGUCACCAUUUUCGUGCAGUUCCUGUUGAUUGGCCUGGUUCUGGGCCUGUCCAUGAUCCACGUCAUGUUCUUUUCCAACUUCUGGACAGGAAUUUGCACCAUGUGCUACAUGUUCGAUGUGUGCCUGGAAACCUUUCCGUUCUGCUACCUUUGCAACAUAAUCACCGAUCAUUGCCAGGAUCUAGCGGACAGUCUGUUCCAAUCGAAUUGGAUGGCAGCCAGUCGUAGAUACAAGUCCACGUUGGUCUACUUUCUGCACAACCUCCAGCAGCCGAUUGUCCUCACAGCUGGCGGAAUUUUUCCCAUCUGCAUGCAGACCAAUUUAUCGAUGGCGAAGAUGGCCUUUUCUGUGGUCACCAUAAUAAAGCAGUUCAAUCUGGCGGAUAAGUUUCAGUAGGAAAACACUACCAAACUUGA
Messenger RNA from Drosophila persimilis, 590 nucleotides. Its product is annotated as odorant receptor 22a. The record is from RefSeq and is a predicted model, not a curated record. The coding region runs from base 1 to 570 and encodes 189 amino acids. Gene Ontology annotation, cellular component: plasma membrane. The transcript has 3 exons. Gene Ontology annotation, biological process: detection of chemical stimulus involved in sensory perception of smell; sensory perception of smell. Lineage: Eukaryota; Metazoa; Arthropoda; Insecta; Diptera; Drosophilidae. Gene Ontology annotation, molecular function: olfactory receptor activity; odorant binding.